Molecule: messenger RNA, 531 nt
Organism: Caenorhabditis remanei
Lineage: Eukaryota; Metazoa; Nematoda; Chromadorea; Rhabditida; Rhabditidae
Exons: 3
Coding region: 1-531 (176 amino acids)
Biological process (GO): electron transport chain
Source: RefSeq, a predicted model, not a curated record
AUGCUUCGAGCUGGAGCGACUCGUUGUUUCACAGCGGCAAACACAGCUCUUCGCUGCUUCUCCAGUGGAAAAGACAAUCUACCAGUCACCAGAUCGCACGACGCUAAAAAGAUUGAGCUCAACGAUAUACUCGAAAAACCAUCUAUGAAGACUCCUGUGAAAGUAGCCUCCGAUGAGACGAUGGAUAUUGGAGGAGUUCCUCUUGAACAUCAAGAUGCUCGUACAGCAAGAAUCUUCCGUCCUGCUAGAGAAACACCACAAAGUGCUUGGGGUAACACCAAAUCAUGGACGAUUGAGCUCGACAACCGUCAAAGAUGGGAGAACCCAUUGAUGGGAUGGUCCGGAACUGCUGACCCACUUUCCAACGUGGGGAUGGACCUCAAAUUUGCAACGAAAGAAGAUGCUAUUGCUUUCUGCGAAAAAAAUCGUUGGGAGUUUGACAUUGAGGAGCCUCAUGAGCGCAAAAUCAAACCGAAGAAUUAUGGACAGAACUUUUCGUGGAACAGAAAAACUAGAAUCGGCACCAAGUAA